UAAUUCUUCAAACUCUUCUCUUAGUUCAUUUCAAAGAUUACUACUACACACCGUUGCUGAAUGUGAUAUCUCCGCACAAGAAACAUGCUACCUCCUUCUUGGAAUUUCUCUUUAUCAUUUCAGCCGUCAAUUUGUUACUUUAAAUCUCAACAGAAAAACACCACGGUGGUUUUGUGGUACUGAAAGUAAAAAUUUUGUGCCAACUAGCAAAGUUGGACAAACAGAAAAAUUACCUUUACAAAAACUUUGCAAUGGUCAAUGGAAAAAAUAUGAAUGUGAAAAUAUCGUGCGUAUUUGGACAAAACUAUCAUCUCAAUGCAAUAGUUCUCAGUGGGAAGAAUUCUGCCAUAUAAAGGUUAUGCUUCAUGUUUGUCACCGAAGCCUUCAGCAGCUAACAGAAAAU
This is a messenger RNA of Racocetra persica, 403 nucleotides long. The record is from the annotation of a GenBank genome assembly. Lineage: Eukaryota; Fungi; Glomeromycota; Glomeromycetes; Diversisporales; Gigasporaceae.